Molecule: messenger RNA, 698 nt
Organism: Diceros bicornis minor
Lineage: Eukaryota; Metazoa; Chordata; Mammalia; Perissodactyla; Rhinocerotidae
Gene: CORT
Product: cortistatin
Exons: 2
Coding region: 35-397 (120 amino acids)
Biological process (GO): regulation of cell migration
Cellular component (GO): extracellular region
Molecular function (GO): neuropeptide hormone activity
Source: RefSeq, a predicted model, not a curated record
CCACAAAACACGGAUUUCAGGGCUGCCAAGAAAGAUGAGCAGCCGCAGAGCUAAAGAGAAGAGCCAGUUAGCCCGCAGAAUGCUGCCGCCCCUCUGCCUGCUGCUGCUGCUGCUGCUGCUCUCAAGGGCCACCGCUGCCCUUCCCCUGGUGGGCGGCCUCACUGGCCACGACAGCGGGCAUAUACAGGAAAUGGCAGAAAUAGAGAAGAACAGCCUAUUGACUUUCCUUGCUUGGUUGUACGAGUGGACCUCCCAGGACAGUGCAGUGCCAUUUAUAGGAGGGGAAGCCAGAGGGGUGUCCAGACGGCAGGAAGGCCCGCCCCUUCAACAGUCCACGCCCCAAGAUAAAACGCCCUGCAAGAAUUUCUUCUGGAAGACCUUCUCCUCCUGCAAAUAAAACACUACCUGUGAUUACUCAUGCGAAGAAGCGUAGCGAUGGAUCUGAAUAAAAUGUAUUAAGCAGCCAUGAUCUUUCUUUUUUACCCAGUUGUCUUCUUUUUCCCAUGUAAUUUGAACAGUAUCUUUUAUUUAAACUCCAAUAAUGCCCAAUACUGAGUGUCUUGAGUAAUUUGGAACCCAAGGUGAAUAUUUUUGAUAAAGAUUUUUGUGGUUUUUGCUGUAUGGUACUCAAUGCAGCCACUGGGCUUUCCUUCCACCUUCUUUAUGUGCUUGGAAGUUGUUCUGUCCUUGUCUUCCUU